This is a messenger RNA of Lynx canadensis (Canada lynx), 4779 nucleotides long. It is a transcript of the gene CERK, whose product is annotated as ceramide kinase. The transcript is spliced from 14 exons. NCBI's taxonomy places the organism in Eukaryota, Metazoa, Chordata, Mammalia, Carnivora, Felidae. Gene Ontology annotation, molecular function: kinase activity. The record is from RefSeq and is a predicted model, not a curated record. Bases 1 to 1692 code for a protein of 563 amino acids.
AUGGCUGUCCUGGGCCCCUGUAGUCAGACCUCGGUCACUCUGAGCCCUGUGCCUUCAGCAGGCGGCGCCGGCGGGCGACGGGCGCGAUGGGGUCGGCGGACGCCGCUGCGCUCGUUGCUGUGUGUGAAGCGGCAGCGCUGCGCCGUGAGCCUGGACCCCGCGCGGGCGCUGCUGCGCUGGUGGCGGAGCCCGGGGCCCGGAGCCGGCGCCCCCGGCGCGGAUGCCUGCUCUGUGCCCGUCUCUGAGAUCAUCACCGUCGAAGAAACGGACAUCCACGGCAGGCACUACGGCCGCGGAAAAUGGCAGAAGAUGGAGAAGCCCUUCGCUUUCACAGUGCACUGCGUGAAGAGGGCCCGACGUCACCGCUGGAGGUGGGCGCAGGUGACCUUCUGCUGUGCUGAGGAGCCGCUGUGUCACCUGUGGCUGCAGACGCUGCGGGAGCUGCUGGAGAAGCUGACAUCCAGACCAAAGCAUUUACUGGUGUUUAUUAAUCCGUUUGGAGGGAAAGGACAAGGCAAGCGGAUAUAUGAAAGGAAAGUGGCCCCACUGUUUACCUUAGCGUCCAUCACCACCGAAAUAAUCGUCACCGAACGUGCUAAUCAGGCCAAGGAGAGCUUAUACGAGAUCAACAUAGAUAAAUACGACGGGAUCGUCUGCGUUGGUGGAGACGGCAUGUUCAGCGAGGUCUUGCACGGCCUGAUUGGCAGGACGCAGAGGAACGCCGGCGUGGACCAGAACCAGCCCCGGGCAGCCCUGGUGCCCAGCCCACUCCGGAUCGGCAUCAUCCCUGCGGGGUCCACGGAUUGUGUGUGUUUUUCCACGGUCGGCACGAAUGACGCGGAGACAUCAGCUUUGCACAUCAUCGUGGGGGACUCACUGCCCAUGGACGUGUCCUCGGUUCACCACAACAGCACGCUGCUGCGCUACUCCGUGUCCCUGCUGGGCUAUGGCUUCUACGGGGACGUCAUCAAGGACAGUGAGAAGAAGCGGUGGAUGGGGCUCAUCAGAUACGACUUCUCAGGUUUGAAGACCUUCCUGUCACAUCACUGCUACGAAGGGACAGUGUCUUUCCUGCCAGCGCGGCACACAGUGGGGUCUCCCAGGGACAGGAAACCCUGCCGUGCCGGGUGCUUCGUGUGCAGGCAGAGCAAACAGCAGCUGGAGGAGGAGCAGAAGAGGUCGUUGUACGGCCUGGAGAACACCGAGGAGGUGGAAGAGUGGAAGGUCGUCUGCGGGAAGUUCCUGGCCAUCAACGCCACCAACAUGUCCUGUGCUUGUCCCCGGAGUCCCCAGGGCCUGUCCCCGGCCGCCCACCUGGGGGACGGGUCUUCCGACCUCAUCCUCAUCCGGAAGUGCUCCCGGUUCAACUUCCUGAGGUUUCUCGUCAGGCACACGAACCAGUACGACCAGUUUGACUUCGCUUUUGUCGAAGUUUAUCGCGUCAGGAAAUUCCAGUUUGUAUCGAAGCACGUGGAGGACGAGGACAGCGACCUCAAGGAGAGGGGGAAGACGCGCUUCGGGCAGAUCUGCAGCGACCACCCCCCGUGCUGCUGCUCUGUGUCCAACAGCUCGUGGAACUGUGACGGGGAGGUCCUGAGCAGCUCCGCCAUCGAGGUCCGGGUCCACUGCCAGCUGGUUCGUCUCUUUGCACGAGGAAUCGAGGAGAAUCCUAAGGAAGAGUCACAGAGCUGAGACGCUGUCACGCAUCGCCUGCCUUGCCGUGAUUGGGAACCGUGACCGUUAUUUAAGAAAAUUACUGCAGACCAAUUACGUUGAUGUACACAUUUAAAUUUAGAAAUUUAUUUUUGAUAGUUAAAUCUUGAUUUUAGAAAAAUACCUUCGUCGUCAAUAUUGUGAACAUACCUGGCGUUUUCGGUUCUACGUGGCUCUUUGGGCUGCGUUUCACGUGACUUCUUCUCAGCCAAUGGCACUUACCAGUUUGGGGGCGCUGGCUUCUUAGAUUUUAACAACGCCGACGGUGCAGAUUUUCAAAGGGCCCAUCAGUGGCUCUGCCGCAAUAAGUUUAGGGACCGCGAAUGUGCGGUCACACCAUCCGGACGGGGGUCCCCCCGCUCACUGAUCCACAUCGCACGACUUACUCUGUAGUUAUUUGUGGUCAGGUUUCGGAAAGUAGUCGGUCGCCUUCAUUUUGCCUUCAUCUGAGCUUCUACUUAGGAAACUUCCGGACUCUCUCUGUCCCGGGCAACUACAAUGCAACGUAGCCCUGCUUCGGGGACACCUCGGGAGUGCAGCACUGUUGUGGGGACACGGACAGGAGUGGCACUUUAUCUUGAAAACCCAGGUCCUUGCUUUCAUCACGGUCGUGUUUCUGGGACAAUCCGGCUGGUCAGCAGGAACAAUCACGGGCCCUGGAGACGGCAUCGGUUUUAACGGCUAGGUGCCGACGCUUUAUGGCCACACUGGGCCGGGGGGGGGGGGGGGUGACAUGGAGAGAAGCUGGCACACAGUAGGAAAAAAUUCACUCUGUGAAUGCUGUGUUCACUUGACAUCCGGGCACCCUGCCCUGGUUGGCGGUGGGGCUCCCGAGUCCCGGGGGCUACUUUGGUGCAGGCCCCGGGUCUAUACAUGUGGUCCCGACUGGAGCUUUUCUUCACGUUCAGUUCUACAUAUUUAUUGAAACCGUUGUCCUUUUCAGCCAGAAUAGUGUAAAUGGUGUCUUCAGGGUUAGUAUUUUAAAUAGUUUUCCGCUGAAGCGCUGGAGCUGCAUCGGCCGGGGGUUCCCUACAGGCGGCCAGGGGUUCCCUGUAGCGGCCAGGGGUUCCCUACAGGCGGCCGGGGGUUCCCUGCAGCGACCAGGGGUUCCCUACAGGGGGCCAGGGGUUCCCUACAGGCGGCCAGGGGUUCCCUGUAGCGGCCAGGGUUCCCUACAGGCGUCCGGGGGUUCCCUACAGGCAGCUGGGGGUUCCCUGCAGUGACCGGGGGUUCCUCACAGGCAGCCAGGGGUUCCCUGCAGUGGCGGGGGGUUCCUCACAGGCGGCCAGGGGUUCCCUGCAGCGGCCGGGGGUUCCCUACAGCGGCCAGGGGUUCCCUGCAGCGGCCAGGGGUUCCCUACAGGCAGCCAGGGGUUCCAACCUACAGGCGGCCAGGGGUUCCAACCUACAGGCGGCCAGGGUUCCCUGCGGUGGCCAGGGGUUCCCUACAGGCGGCCGGGGGUUCCCUGCAGCGACCAGGGGUUCCCUACAGGCAGCCAGGGGUUCCCUGCAGUGGCCGGGGUUCCCUACAGGCAUCCGGGGGUUCCCUACAGGCAGCUGGGGGUUCCCUACAGGCAGCCAGGGGUUCCCUGCAGUGACCGGGGGUUCCUCACAGGCGGCCAGGGGUUCCCUACAGUGGCUGGGGGUUCCUCACAGGCGGCCAGGGGUUCCCUGCAGUGGCCGGGGGUUCCCUACAGGCGGCCAGGGUUCCCUGCAAAGGCCGGGGGUUCCCUACAGGUGGCUGGCGCUUCCCUGCAGGCAUGGCCACCGGCCCUGGGGUGGCCCUCGUGCAUGCUUGUGGCCCCAUUUCCUUUGUAUUCAUGCUUGGCUAUAUGGGAGAUGCAUCGAAAAUAGCUUUAUUUGAAAUAUAAGAUGAGGCUUGAACUCUGGUUUGCAAAGAGAGAGGAAGCCUGUUACAAGAGGCGGUUCACAAGCCGUCAUGUGCUUUACGAGUGCCCUUGACCUCACGUAGGCACAAGUAGUCAUUUUAGCAUUAACAGACAUCAUAUAUUUUUAGAAUUUACUUGCAGCAUUUAUAUUUUGAAGUAUACAUGAAAUUUCCUAUUUUAUCAUUCAAUCCCAGGUCAGACAAAAAGGGUAGCUUUAACUGGCUUUUUUAAUAAGAUCACAUUAUCAAGUGAUUGUGCGAAUCCGCUGUUUUAAUGAUUAGCGGGUGGGUGAAAAGUCUGGGUAUGAAAAUAACUCUCAGUGCUUGCUGCUGGUUGGAAGAAACCAGACCCAGGACUGGCAGGUCUGAGCAGGGGCGCGAGGGCCUCGCCAACGGGGCUCCCGGCCGCCCACAGCCGCUCUGUGGAUUGUUACUUGACGAGGUUUCCUAAAACAGUACUGGUCUGAAGUCCAUGGCCGGUUUGAGAGAAACAGUCCAGGCCGGAGUCCACAGUUCACGUUCACCGAGAAGGCGAGCCACACGGUUCCUGGAGGGCUGACCUUGUGCCAUCACAGGCCUUGGGACGGUUCUUAGGGUGCGUGUGGUUGUGUGAACACCCCCAGCACUCCUUGAUAAUCUCUACACGGGAUGGAAGUACUUUCCAGACAUUCCCAUGUGGGCAGGGGGUUCUGAUCUCCCGAAGGCCCCAGAUGGAGCCCCAACAUGUGCACGUCAGAACUGACAGCUGGUUAGUGAGGAUUUAGGAUCAUCUAGGAUUAGUCUAGGCUUUAACUUCCUGUGUGACUCAUUGGUGCAAAAAACCGUGGUGGUACUUAUGCCCUGACCCGUUUCCCGCUUGUUCUGACUACCAAGGAGGAACCUUGGAAGCUGCACCUGCUCGGCGGGCAGGCUCGACUUUGUUCCUUGUACAAUCUCGUGUAACGGGGCAGGACCGAUGGAAGAGGUGGCUUCAUUUUCUUUUAAUCUUGCGGGUUUCGAGAUUAGAAAAUGGCAUAUUUGCUCUGACACGUUUGAGAAGACAGAAAUAAAGUUACGUUGGGCAGAAUUUUUUCUUCUUUUAUAAAUUCCUGUUAUUUUCAAAGCGGAGCAUGUUUUGUGAAAACACCUAUGUACGAUUUAAAGAGCAAGAAUAAAAUGAACGAUGGUGUACCUACCGGC